UUCAACGCAGUGCCACGGACAGAGCUUAAGGUCGCCCUUGGCCAUCCAUAUCUGAAGAUCCUGCUGAUCCGGGUAACGAGGCGUCUGGGCGAAGUAGCGUAUCUUGGGCAUCGACCUAAUGUGACUUAUGCGACUACAUUACCCACAUUCUUGCCUUUUGAGGUCAAGAGGCGCCCGCCGUCCACCACCCGCCUCGGGGCGAGGUGUCAAAUUUCAAACUCGUGUUACUUGUCAAAGGAUGCACCAAGUCCUAGCUCUUCUGAUGCAGCAUGCGUGGGUAGGUAG
Messenger RNA from Pyricularia pennisetigena, 285 nucleotides. RefSeq lists its product as uncharacterized. The transcript has 3 exons. Lineage: Eukaryota; Fungi; Ascomycota; Sordariomycetes; Magnaporthales; Pyriculariaceae. The annotation marks the transcript as partial. The record is from RefSeq and is a predicted model, not a curated record.